This is a messenger RNA of Arabidopsis lyrata subsp. lyrata, 1905 nucleotides long. RefSeq names its product sodium/calcium exchanger NCL. The transcript has 8 exons. Gene Ontology annotation, biological process: intracellular calcium ion homeostasis; calcium ion transmembrane transport. The record is from RefSeq and is a predicted model, not a curated record. NCBI's taxonomy places the organism in Eukaryota, Viridiplantae, Streptophyta, Magnoliopsida, Brassicales, Brassicaceae. Gene Ontology annotation, cellular component: membrane. The coding region runs from base 184 to 1905 and encodes 573 amino acids. Gene Ontology annotation, molecular function: calcium ion binding; calcium:proton antiporter activity.
ACCUCAGCUUCAUCAAUUUCAUAAACGUUAGUCUUUCUUUAUUCUAUUACGUAAAACCCUUCCAAAUAACAUGUUACAUUGCUUAAUUUAAUGUGUGUGUCAGUGUGUAUAUAUGUGCGGCGUAAGAAGAGAAGGAUCUGACCAAUCUACUCUCACUAAAGACACUGUUUCAAGUUUACUUCCAUGGCAAGUCUUACUCUGUUUCUGUCUUUUCUUUCUCUAGCUUUAGUCUCGGCUGUGAAUUGUCGUGUUUUAAGUUCUGUGUCUGAGUAUAACAACUCGGUCUUGGUCUCCGACGGAAUCCAAGACAGAGCCAGCAACGAGUUUCUCAGUCUUGAUCCGCCAAAUCGCAUCUCCAAGAGUGCUUGUGUUCAUGUCUACGGGUUUCUUCCCUGUGCAGAUAAUAUUGGAGGAUAUGUCUUCCAAGUUUUCUCCUUUUGUUGUCUAUUGAUAAUCGGUGAAUACUUUUUGUCUAAAGGAAGGUCUAAGCUCUUUGUCAUCUUCGAGGUCGGUUUCUUUGGUGGAAUCAUCUUCCCUCUCCUUACAAUGUUCCCAAGAAUCGCCCUUAUUCUAUCGACUGGACUGAUAGGAAGCAGCGAUAUCGCAAACUCGAUGGUGGGUAAUAACGUUGCAGUUACCGUGGGAUACUCUGUCUUUGCUUUGACAAUGCAAUGGGGAGCUUGUGUUGUCUUUGGCUUGUCUGGUGUGAGAGAAGAUCACUCCUUAACUUCUGACACAACGAGUCCAAGACGACAAGUUAAGAUGAGCAAUCUACUGAAGAACCUUGCUGGAGCUAGCGUAAAAGCAGAUCCUAAGAACAAGAAAGCGGCAGGGAUUAUGCUCCUAACUUUAUUGCCUUUCGUCUUGGUCACAUUUUCAGAGACAUUUCACUCAAAAUCUUGGGAUGACAAUAUGGUUUUGAUCACACUCAUAUUCUCUGGUUCUGCAACUGUUCUCUACUUUGUUUAUUUGUAUUUUGAUAAAGCGGACCAAGUGAAGAGCCUAGAACACGCGAGGUUUGAGCUCAUGUCAGAAGUUCAUAAGCACUUGCAGAAUUUUUCGCCUCAAAGUCUUAUAAGAAAUGGACAACUAAGUCGAGAGAGCUUGAAAAGUUUGUUCAAAAAAUUCGAUGUCAACAAAGACGGAAAGAUCCAAGUUUCAGAGUUAAAAGAUCUGACGGUGGACUUUGGGGUGUUAGGGAGAGUGAAGUGUGAUAUAAAUGAGCUUGCCACUUCAUUGCUUGCAGAUUUCGACAGUAAUAGAGAUGGUGAGAUAGAUGAGACUGAAUUCACGAUUGGUAUCGAAAAAUGGCUGAAACAGUACAAAUUCGGCUUCGAUAGCACCGAGUCACCAAGAGAGGACAGAGCUGAGGAUGAUGGAGUUUUGAAGGUGGAACAACUAAGGGGAUGUCUUUUUACUAAGUUGCUUACAAAGAGAACCUUGAAAGCUGUCAUAGAAGUCACUAUAGGGAUUACAAUUGUCAGCUUUCUUGCAAUGCCUUUCAUGAUGAAUAUCGAACUUUUGUCGGUAUCAGCUGGAAUUCCUUCCUUCUAUGUUGUCUUUGCAGUGAUCCCUUUGGCAAGAAACCUAAAGAACGCUUUGUCUGCUCACUUCUGUCGCAAGAAAGACAAAGCGAGAAUCACAUCUGACACUUUUUCUGAGAUAUACAGAGAUGUUACAUUGAAUAAUCUGUUGGGGACAACAAUUAUAUUGGCGAUUGUGUACAUUAGAGGAUUGACUUGGGAUUACUCAACAGAAGUUCUCAUUAUUGUGAUCGUUGGUCUCAUAAUAGGUGUACCGGCCUAUGUGAGAUCGACUUAUCCAUUUUGGAUAUGUGUCUUGGCCUUUGCUCUCUACUUCUUCUCUCUUGUCCUGAUCUAUCUUCAUUCCAAGUCUAUAGGCUAG